Trichomycterus rosablanca is the source of this 3131-nucleotide messenger RNA. Its product is annotated as transient receptor potential cation channel subfamily V member 1-like. The coding region runs from base 470 to 2728 and encodes 752 amino acids. Gene Ontology annotation, molecular function: calcium channel activity; protein binding. Gene Ontology annotation, biological process: calcium ion import across plasma membrane. Gene Ontology annotation, cellular component: plasma membrane. Lineage: Eukaryota; Metazoa; Chordata; Actinopteri; Siluriformes; Trichomycteridae. The transcript is spliced from 15 exons. The record is from RefSeq and is a predicted model, not a curated record.
CCCCUCACUACAAGGUGGUGCACUCUGGGUCCUUUCUGUGUGGCGUUUGCAUGUUCUCUGUUUCCUCUGGGAAUGAAUGUAACCAAAGUGUGUAAAACACGAUAUUAAAAUCCUAAUAAAUAAUAAAUACAAUACAAAUACACAUUACAAAUAAGUCAUUGUAAAAUCACACUUAAGGCUUUGGGUAGCAUCACGAUCAAUAAAGCAUGGACCUCUUUGCAUCAAAAAAUAGCCAGAACCAGUAAAACCAUCCUGUCUUUAAUGAGUCUGUAGCUCUAUCUGGGAUAGUCUUACAUGUAAAAUGUAGUUUCUCUCCUCUGAGUGCGUACUUCCCCUUCCGCCUGGUUUAUCUAGAGUGAGUAACAGGCUAAGUCUCGGUUCCUGAAACAGAGGUGGUGUGCAUGAUUUAUCAUCUCUGUACUGGCUGGAGAUUACGCUGCUUGUGUUGUGACACUAAAGCGCUGAGACAAUGAGCAAGCCCAUGUUGUUGGAGCUGGAUGACAGGACGCUUGAGGAGAAGGAACAGGAUGAAGCGGCAGAGCAGGAUCGUGAACGGGCUGGAAUGGGCUAUUCAGAUAAAGCCAAAGCACCAAUGGACUCAAACGUCACAAUGGACCAUGGCGGGGUUCUUAAAGAUAUCCAAAUUAAUGUAAAUGUCAUGAAUGAAAUGCAAGGAAUACAAAAAGGUCCAACUCAACAAGAAAGAUCUGACCUGAAGAAGCUUUUCAAUGCAGUGUCCAGCGGCGAUGUCUCUAAACUAAACAAUCUGGAGAAGUACCUCAAUAAAACCAAUAAGAAGCUCACAAGCAACGAAUAUAUGCCACAUGGAAAGACAGCCCUGAUGACGGCUCUUCUACACCUGAAAAAUGGAAAGAACGAUGCUGUGGAGCACUUGUUAAAUAUCGCCAGGAGAAUGGGGGAUUUAAAAGACUUGGUAAAUGCUGAGUUUAGGGACCCAAACUAUGAAGGACAGACAGCUCUUCAUAUAGCCAUAGAAAGGAGGAGUAAGCACUAUGUUACACUGCUACUCGAGCACGGGGCUAAAGUCGAUGCAAGGGCCUGUGGGAAAUUAUUUCAGCCACACAGUGACAUAUCUUUCUACUUUGGGGAGCUGCCAUUGUCUCUGGCGGCCUGUACCAAUCAGAAAGACAUAGUGGACCUUCUAAUGGAAAAUAACGCAAACAUAAGGCACACAGACUCUCUGGGUAACACAGUUCUUCAUGCUCUUGUGAUGGUGGCUGAUAACACCCCUGAUAACACCAGCUUCGUCUGUUCAAUGUACGAUUACAUUCUGAGUAAAGACAUUGUCCAGAAUUCCCAACAGGAGAAUCUGGAGGACAUUGAGAACAAUCAGGGACUAACUCCUGUUAAGCUGGCUGCUAAGAAGGGUAGGAUUCAGCUGUUUGAUCACAUUCUGCAACGUGAGUUCCAGCAAGAAGAGAGCAGACAUCUGUCCCGAAAGUUCACAGAGUGGACUUAUGGACCUGUGUGUUCCUCACUGUAUGACCUGACCUCUCUGGACACCUAUGAAAAAAACUCUGUCCUGGAGAUCGUUGUUUAUGGAACAGAGAUACCUAAUCGUUUAGAGAUGCUUGAGGUGGAGCCUCUUAAUAUGAUGCUAGAAGAAAAAUGGAGCCGAUUUGCUCGUCCAGUGUUUCUGUUUAAGGCUGUUGCUUAUAUCGUCUAUCUCAUCAUCUUUACAGCCAUCUGUUAUAGCCACAACAAAAGAGGGCUUGAAUUUAAAGUAGAAGCCAUGCUCCUGAUCAUCCUUGCCAUUGGCUCGAUCUGUUUUAUUAAUAUAUCUGGACUGAUUUACAUGUGCAGAACAAGAGGGCAGCCAAUGCGGCAUUCAUUGCUGAUAGAUGGUUAUUCUGGGUAUUCUGACCUGCUCUUUAUCUUUCAGGCUGUCCUCCUUCUCAUCUGUGUGGGACUGUUUUUUGCUGAUAUACAGGAGUACCUAGCCUUUCUGGUUCUCUGUCUGGCUCUGGGCUGGAUCAAUCUACUUCAUUUCUUAAAAGCAUCCAAGCAACUGGGCAUCUACAGCGUAAUGAUCCAAAGGAUGAUUCUUGGCGACCUUCUACACUUUCUUCUUGUCUACUCUGUAUUCCUCAUUGGAUUUUCAACAGCUGUGGUGUCACUAGUGAGUGAAGAGAGCAGCACAGUUUUAGGAGGAGCCAUGAAAAAUCAGACAGAAAAGCCAUCAGAAGACAGCGAGAAACUCACCUUCUGCUCCACCACCCUGGAGCUGUUUAAAUUAACCAUAGGCAUGGGCGAGCUGGAGUUCACAGAGAAGUAUCGGUAUAAAUAUGUGUUCUACAUGCUGCUCAUACUGUACAUUGUACUGACGUACAUUCUGCUGCUGAACAUGCUGAUCGCUCUUAUGAGCAAGAGUGUGGAGGAGAUUUCUGUGGAGAGCAAAAGAGUCUGGAAGCUGCAGCGUGCCGUCACUAUUUUGGAUCUUGAGAGAUGUGUUGGCUGCAUAAAGCAAACUCGUUCUGGAGUAAAGAGAAACCUGGGAAAGGAAGAAGAUGAGGAUGUCCGCUGGUGUCUUAGGGUGGAUGAAGUCAACUGGAAAAUAUGGAACCACAAACUCAACAUGAAACAUACAGAUUUCAUGAGUGACACAUCGAAUCAAAUGCACACUACUACCCCUAAUGAAGAGGGGCCGAAUGAUCCUUUAGAAAGCCAAAAGGAUGAAAAUGAGACUGACUUCCUGCUAUCUAGCUAAUUCUAUUAAAAUACUACAUUACAAUUGUAAGAUCUGGUCAUGUUUGUUUCUGUCAUUUCUAUGUUGUUUAUAUUGAUUAUGUAAUACUUUUAGUGAUCACUAAUUGAUGGACUGGUGAUUUGUUCAAGGGGUUUCCUGCCUUUCGCCCAAUGAAGCAGUGAAAGAACAAUCAAUGAAUGAGUUAUUAAAGGAUGAAUUAUUAAUAAAUCCUUGGUACACUUUUUCUAGUGGAAUGGGCGCUGUGCCUAUUUUUUAAAAAGAUUAAAUGUUCUUGCUUAAAAUGCUGACAGCACUUUUAUUGAUGACAUUACUCUCUCCAUAUGAAAUUUUGACAAUCUAAUGUAACCUUUAAAAAGAAAUGGUUACUAAAAAUCUCUGUUCUCUGUUGUGUUAACAAUGCAAU